Molecule: messenger RNA, 780 nt
Organism: Cordyceps militaris CM01
Lineage: Eukaryota; Fungi; Ascomycota; Sordariomycetes; Hypocreales; Cordycipitaceae
Exons: 1
Coding region: 1-780 (259 amino acids)
Source: RefSeq, a predicted model, not a curated record
AUGACCACCCUCAGCCUUAUCCCGCAAUCGCCGCAGCGCGCCUGUCUCCAGAUCCUGCUCUGCGCGCUGCUCUUCCGCGCCCGUCCCGACCUGCUGCCUCGCUGGCCGCACGUGGCGCUCACCAUGCUCGUCGUCGCCGUCGUGGCGACCAUCCGCAGCGCCACCCCCAUCAUCCUCCGCACAUCACACAACCUCAGGGCCAAACUUUGGCACUGCACGCAGCACACCGCCAAAGCACGACGAAGAGCGACCGACGGGCUGCUGUUUUGCCUUGCGGCCAUGGUGCUUCGUCUUCGUCGCGUACCGGCGCUCGCCCGGCGGUGGGUCGCGCUGGCGGGGUGGGCGGGCGGGGCCGCGGCCGGCGUUGGCUGGCGUUGGGGGGCGGACCUGCGCGCGGCGUGUGCUUGGCUGUGGCCGAGAGCGUGGUGGGCGGCCAAGGUAGCAUGGACAUGCAUCAUCUGGUGCAUACGUUUAUUGGCGGCCGAAGCGCCGCACGCCCGCCACGCACUGUGCACCAAUUGGCCGCGGCGGCGCGUGGUCAACCUCCGCGGGGAGCUUGCGAGGGGCAUGGCGAUGGGCGCGGCCGUGGUACGGAGUAGCGCGCGGCAGCUGAUCUGGGUGUGCCUGUUUACGCUUCACUUUCUCUCCUUCACGCUGGGUCUCACCGUCAUGUUGCCGUUGCUGUGCGCGUACGGGCUCGUGGUAUCAUUUCUUCAUUUGCUACUUAGCCAGGGCACGACCACUCUCGCCAGCGAUGUCGUGUCCCUCCUGGGCCUGUAA